AUCAGCGGGUGGGUGCAUGGGUGGACCGAUGAUGGCUGGCUGACUGGGAGCCUAGGAGGUCUCCUGAAGACCGAAGAGGGACCCCUUUCCCCCUUCCCACCACCUGUGUGCUGCUGCUUAGCAUGGCCUCUCCCAGAGCACUGAAGGAGGGCUUUGCAGCGGGCCGGUGGGAGAGGCGAGGUUGAGAGGAGCUGGGGAAGGAGAGUGGGGAGGAGGAGGGCCUUGGAGGCGGAGAAGAGGGGCGGCGGGCGCCCGGGGAGCCUGGCGCUGGCAGCAGCUCUGGCGGUUAGGGGACCGAUGUCGCUGCCGCUGCCGCUGCGGGCGCCUCCUCGCGGGCCGGAGCUGCGUCGCCCGGGCUGAGCCGCAGCCGCAGCCGCAAGCCGAGCGGCCGCCAGGCGCGCCCGCAGCACGGGAGGAUGGGCUGCGGCGGGAGCCGGGCUGAUGCCAUCGAGCCCCGCUACUACGAGAGCUGGACCCGGGAGACCGAGUCCACCUGGCUCACCUACACCGACUCGGACGCGCUGCCCAGCGUCGCCGCCGCCGACAGCGGCCCCGAGGCGGGCGGCCUGCACGCGGGUGUGCUGGAAGAUGGACUGUCCUCUAAUGGUGUGCUCCGAUCUGCAGCCCCAGGUGGAAUAGCCAACCCAGAGAAGAAGAUGAACUGUGGGACACAGUGUCCCAACUCCCAGAGCCUCAGCUCAGGCCCUCUGACCCAGAAACAGAAUGGCCUUUGGACCACAGAGGCUAAAAAAGACGCCAAGAGAAUGUCCACAAAAGAAGUCGCUAUUAACGUUACAGAGAACAUCCGGCAGAUGGACAGAAGUAAAAGAAUCACAAAGAACUGCGUCAAUUAGCAGGGCCUAGAUGUAGGAGCAGAGGAACUUCAUUGUGGAGUUCAAUCAAAGAAUCUUGAAGAAGUGGGUGUCCCUUGUAAACAUGGCUGCCUCUGAGCAUCUGUAGAGAUGGCUUGACCAGGUAACACACAGCCACCCGCGCUGUGAGGACCUUCUCAGCUUCCUGUUUAUCACAUACAAAAAAAAAAUGGAUGGAAAAGUUCUGAAAUAUGUUCACAGAUUGCCAAAAUGUGGUUUGUUUUUCCCCUUUGCAGCUUCCGUAGCAUGGUCUGCUGUAGCCACGGUGAAAUUCAUGGGUCUGUGAACGACAUAGAAAUGCAGAAGUAGUGGAUUUCUGGGGCAAGGGUCACACACUAGUGUGAAGCUCUCACCAUGUGUGGUCUUAAACAAGCCCCUUCUCUCCUCCUCUCUGUCUAAAAACAACUAUCACAAAACACAGUGUUUUCACUUUAGAGCUGGUUCUCAUCUAGUUCUAAACCCAGAAAUAUAAGAACCAGAGAAACAGAAAAACUCAGUUUGAGAUAGCUCGACCCCAGCUGCAAACAUUGACUCCACCAGUGCCCGUGGAGUGUCUUUGAGAGGAGUCUGUGACACAGUCACACCUGCUCAUCUUCUACCUGGAAAGGCCACCCCCAAGGUUGGCAUCCAGACAUUGGCUUCCAAAUCAGAGUAUCACAAUGCCCGAGGCCAAUGCAUCCAACCUGCAGGCCCCUCUGGGACCUAGCUAUGUGUUGCUUUUUCAUAGCUUUCCAGUUCCCGUUUAUUCCCAUGACCUCCAGUCAGGUCAUUUGCAACUGUAAAUCGAAGACUGGAUACCAGGAGGGAAGUGACCUAGGAACACAUGGUGGCACACACGAUGCCCCUUUGCCCUUUCUGUAGACAGCCCCGAGGACUAUGUUAUUUUGGUAUCUGCAAAGCAAUUUGUUCAGGAAGGCGGAACCUGGUUGAUGUGUAUUCAUGUUGACGUUAGCCUGACAAGGCACUGUGUUGGAAAACAGGCAGUCAACACAGCAAAAUGAUGAUGCUUCGAGAGGAAUCUUUUUCUAGCAUUUUUAAAACACAUCUUCCUGCAAAGUAUAACAUAAUGAGAGUUUGAGAGGACUGUUAACAAGCUUGGGCUUAGGAAAGGUGUAGUCUGAGUUGUAUCAAACUGUACCAACAAACUCCACAUUUAGCAGCAAUAGCAGCCUGGUGACAUGUUUAUACGACACAGUCCAAGAACAGUAACCUCAGUAGACUAAAAUGCAGAUGCUCACCCCUUUUCUGAUAUUAUUUCUCCAACAUGUAGAAUGGUAGACCGUGUAUUUUUUAGUAAUAAACAUUCACUGCCAACCUUGUGCCAGCUGCGGUAACAGUUGUGGAGGGAUUUGGAGUCUGGCCAGUCACGACUGUCCCUUCUGACUCUAUAGAUGAGCUUGAUACUCAGGAGACUGACUUGGACCCUACGGCACAGGACCAAUUAUUACAGUGGAGUCUCACUUUUAGGUUAAAGGUAGCUUUCUGUCAACCACAGAUGUAGGUAUUUGCCUGCCCACUGUCCAAGCCUUUACUGUAUACACCACAGUCUCCCCAGCCUCUCUCCUCUUGACUCCUUGUCAAAGGGCUUUUAGGGAACUUCGUGUUCUGACAAUUUAACUAAUAAAACAAAAGCAAGCCCCGUGACUCCCGUGUCCUCAGUGGCACCGCUCGGCAGGAACCCUGCUGCAAGGUUGCCGGCAGUGGGAUCCUGCGAGCUCAAGGGCUUGCUCUCCAGGGCAUGUGCGCUGUGUUUGGACAUGCUGCUCCCCCAGCUGAUACGCUGUCAGCCACAGGCUAAGGCCAGCUUCUCUUCCCCGCUCUGUGUUUGCCUCAGUUCACUGAUGCACGCUGUUUGGAAUUCACCAUCUGGAAAAGUGGUCUCUGCCUGUAUAGGAAUAUUUUCUCACUUUCAGAGAAGAAGGAAUGGAGGGAGGGCCUGUGAUCUGGCCACACCGUUGAAAUUUCCAUCUGGCAAAUUUUAAAUGUGUGUCUAAGACAGGAACUGAUUCUUACUAUCCUAUUGGAUAACAUUUUCCAUUUCUAAGUUUGUGUCAAUAAAGUCAUUAAUUUCAAACACA
This is a messenger RNA of Peromyscus californicus insignis, 2950 nucleotides long. It is a transcript of the gene Baalc, whose product is annotated as BAALC binder of MAP3K1 and KLF4. The record is from RefSeq and is a predicted model, not a curated record. The coding region runs from base 417 to 854 and encodes 145 amino acids. Lineage: Eukaryota; Metazoa; Chordata; Mammalia; Rodentia; Cricetidae. The transcript is spliced from 3 exons. Gene Ontology annotation, cellular component: cytoplasm.